Messenger RNA from Leguminivora glycinivorella, 3023 nucleotides. RefSeq lists its product as uncharacterized. The transcript has 9 exons. The coding region runs from base 129 to 2174 and encodes 681 amino acids. Gene Ontology annotation, biological process: regulation of transcription by RNA polymerase II. The record is from RefSeq and is a predicted model, not a curated record. Gene Ontology annotation, molecular function: DNA-binding transcription factor activity; protein binding; RNA polymerase II cis-regulatory region sequence-specific DNA binding. Lineage: Eukaryota; Metazoa; Arthropoda; Insecta; Lepidoptera; Tortricidae.
CGCACAUGCAUUGCGCUUGCGGACCGUAGACGCGUCGGUAGUGCUCCCGACUUGUACAUGUGUGUGAGCUUUACUUCAUUUUUUUUUUAAUUUUUGUUACUGAGUUGGACUAAGGAGUUUGGAGGAGGAUGUGCGACUGGUUGUCACGCGAGGAGUGGUGCGACGUCAGCCUGCUGUGCGGCGGCCGCGCGUUCGGCGCCCACCGCGCUGUGCUUGCUAGCGUCAGCUGCUUCCUCAGGCGGAUCCUGCUUUCUUGUCCUAUAGAAGACGCGCCGACGUUAAUUGUCUUGCCCGACUUCGACCUAGAAGCCUUGUCGGCGGUCCUUUAUUAUAUUUACAACGGCGAAGUCACAAUGUCGAUACAAAAGGUCGAUAAAUUUUUAGACAUCGUGAAAGCCAUGCAAAUUUUCGUCGACCGGCAGUAUUUGACGCGACUCUCUAUUAAUAUUGACAUUGAAUAUAAUUUACACAAACCGGAAGCAAAUGAUGCUAGUGCAUUUAUCUUACGCUCAGAUAAUGAUAGUAAUUCAUCACUAGUCGCUUUUAGGAAAAUGUAUCAACAUACGGUUUCACGCAGUACAAAAGAUGCUACAGAUUAUGAACAGAUUAUACAAGCGUCUCUGAAUUGGAAUGAACAGUUUAAGCCCGUUUUGGGAAAUCUGCAAUCGUCGCAUGAAGACCGACAAAGAGACUAUUUUCUACGUGAUUCAUUUAUGGAGACAUAUCCUCGAAACCGUAACGCUAACGGUCGGGCAGCGGGCGUGCCAGCAAUACCAAACACAAGCUAUCGCUCCCCGACAUCUCUGUUCUUGACGAAUGCAAAUCUGAAUGGAUCUCUUAGCCCUGACAUGUUGAAUAUGCCAUCCGAUAAUAAUGCAACUAGUCAGCCUCAUAAUUUAAGACUAACAAGUAAACCGCAGGAUAAUGUGGCUAUAACAUGGCUGCAAAGAAAAAUGUCUAAUUUAAAUAACCUUUUGAUAGAUAAGCCAGGAUCUUUAAUCUCUAUGGAUACGUUGCGAAAUAAUUCUAGACAUAAGUCGUAUUUAGACUUAAGUAUAUUACAGAAAGCUCAUACAGCUAUGCCGACAUCAGUUGCCAAAAAUAAUGUGACUAAGACAGAUAAUUGCACGCAGAUAAAAAUUGAGAAAAGUAACAUACAACAUAAGGCGGCGAUCUUAAAUAAAGCGCUGGAUAGUCCCUGGUGUCCUCGAUUACCUAACAGCUUCAGACCAUUCGAAGAAAAGGACCCAGUAAUAUUCAUUUACCAAAUGAUAGUAAUAAUAACGUAUAUAUCAUACCUACCACGCUCAAGGAUGACCGUUUGGAGAGCCCGUCUGACCUUUGUAAUCGUGACCAUUUUAUACCGAAGACAAUUUCGUCGCUCGAAGAAAGCAAACAUCCGGAUAGUCAUACUCAGGUAUGCUGUUUUUCGUCUCUUAAUGAUGUUGAGUAUUUCUGGAGACUUCUUCAUUCUACGCAAAACUUCUUCGGUAGAGCCACAUCUCGAAGGCAGCAAGUCUAUCUGUUGUCAAGAGUCAAACCGAGGCCGCUACGCCUGCAACGAGUGUGGAAAAACCUUCUCUCAGCUGCGGAACUUCAAAUACCAUAUGUCGGUACAUCGCGGAACCCGCGAGUUCGCCGCAUCUUGUGCCGUGUGUGGCAAGUCUUUUAACGACCGCGGGUACCUCAGUAGCCACAUGAAGAUACAUAGAAAUCGCAAGGAGUACAAAUGUUCGCAAUGCCCGAAAUCCUUCAAUCAACGAGUCGCCUACAACAUGCACGUCCGAAUCCACACAGGAGUGAAACCCCACGUUUGCCCCACUUGUGGCAAGGCGUUUUCCCGCAAGAUGCUUUUGAAGCAACAUCAGCGGACGCACUCCGGAGAACGGCCCUACGCCUGCCCACACUGCGAUAAGCGCUUUGCUGACCGAUCUAACAUGACUUUGCAUCUUCGGCUUCAUACAGGCGUGAAGCCCUUCAAAUGCCCGAUGUGUCCAAAAUCGUUCACAAAGAAACAUCAUCUUAAGUCGCACGUCAACUUCCACACGGGGGCCAAGCCAUACUCCUGCCCUCGGUGCGGUCUGGCCUUCACGCAGUCUUCAAACAUGAGGACCCAUAUGAAGAGAUGUACUGCCCCAGAACCUAAUACUGGAAAUUCGGAGAAUUUGACGUAAUCAUACAAGGACAUGGUUAACCCCUAGUAUGCGGCCUGUCAAUUUUGAUCAUUGAAAUAGUGACCUUAACAUAUUAGAUUAAAAUUCCCACACAACAAUAGAUUGAAAUUCUCACGCACGGAUCCGUGUCUAAGCAUACGAGGGGUUAAUAUAUUUGUCAAGUGUGUUGAAGCAUCAUCGGAAGGCAGCCAAGUAGGUACAGGUUGUUAGCGUUAGAUCAGGUUAGAAAGUACCUAUGUACAUAAGGCAAUAGGAUGUACAUAGAGACAUACAAUAUUUUAUUUUAUUUUGCAUAUCGAGGGUGCUCAGGGUAUUUCUGACAAGGAUGACUUAGGAGCCUUGCAUCUCAAUUUUUUAAAUGUGUAGUGUGGAGUCCAUUGCAUUAUGGGCGUGUAAAUAAAAAUAUUUUUGAGAGCAAUCACAAAUCUAAUAGCUAAUUAUAUGUUUUAUAGGUUGAAUAAAGUUCAUAAUGAAACCACAUUGUUUUAAUUUUCUUCCUGCUUUAUUAUUAUUUUAUCAGGAUUUGGUGUUGUAAAAUAAUUACCGAUCAAGGUGUACAAAAUUACAGGCCUUUACAAUAGGUAGCGCCCAAGUACCGACGAAGCACAGGGAUUACAUAAACAGUGUUUAAUGCUUCUCACCGAUGUUUUUAGAUACAAUUUGCAAUGUAUUUUAUCCUAAUAAUAAUAUUAUUUGUUGUGUGAAGUUUUGACGUAACCCGGUUUCUUUAUUCAUUGAUGUUGUGAGGUAAGUAAUAAUAUACAGGCCAAUUUGAACCUAUGUAAGCUACACUGACAAUAGGAAUUAUACAUAUAAAUUUCUCCUUUCCCGACCCAACCACGUAAGACA